CGUCAUGUUAAGAAAUACUUUUUGUUAUUGUUAAAUUAUUAAUAAUAAAUCUAAUCUAGUGUUUGUGUAAAGUAAUUUGUGUCGGAUUAAUGGAGAUUGAAGGGAUUUGUUGUAAAGGUCGUACUAUGCAUGUUGGUCGCCUUCGCCUGCGCCGUUUCGGCCCAAUUUGAUUUCAGUGGCGAUUUCGGCGGCCCUAGUGCUUUUGCGGCCCUUGAACAACAACCCAGGAUCGGAGUCAGAGACCCCAGAACCGAUAGAGGACCAGUACAGUUUCCAAUGUCCCCACCUGCAAGUUUCGAAACCAGUGGCGUAGUCAUCGGAGCUUCUGUUACGGAUUCGUCCCUUCAAGCCGAGGAUUGCCCAGUAGGUCUUAGACGAGUAGCAAACCUUAAAUCUUAGACACAAACCUAAAAACCAAACACCUCACCCAUAGAAAUGUAAUAGUAACCACAUUUAUUUAUAGUAACUGUAGAUGGAGAUACAUUAACACGUUA
Molecule: messenger RNA, 494 nt
Organism: Ctenocephalides felis (cat flea)
Lineage: Eukaryota; Metazoa; Arthropoda; Insecta; Siphonaptera; Pulicidae
Exons: 3
Coding region: 130-399 (89 amino acids)
Source: RefSeq, a predicted model, not a curated record